AGGAAAUGCGAGAAGAGGCGGAGCUACCACCGCGUUUGGCUUCCGCGGAGGUUCGCGGUUUAUUCAGGGAUGCAGUCUGGGCACCUGGCUUCGGGGGACGGUCGAUUUCCUGCCGCUCUCAUGUUGCGUUGUGCCCGCUGCUUCCGCCACCCCCGCGAGGGAUGCAUCUUAUUGUCGCUGCUUUUUCUCUUGGCGGCGGGACCUACUGCGGGAGAUGCCGAAACGGCCGAGCAGCUAAGCACCUUUUUCGGCACUAAAUCCCGCUACGAGGAGCUGCAUCCGUACCUCCUAAAGGACCCGCUGUCGCUCGGGCCGCCCCAGCCGGGAUUCCCGCUGCCGGCGGCCUCUUGCACGCCGCUUCACCUCAACGCCGUCUUGCGCCACGGCACUCGCUUCCCAACGCGCAAGCAGAUCCAGAAGCUGGGCAGCCUUCACAGCCUCAUCCAGCUGAGGAGCAACGGUAGCGCUGGGACCUGCCCGGCCGCCGACCGCUUGGCGCGCUGGACCAUGUGGUUCCAACCGGACAUGGACGGCAAGCUGGCCCCCCGCGGGCGCCGCGACAUGGAGAUGUUGGCCGGGCGCCUCGCCUCCCGCUUCCCCAGCCUCCUAGCCCCGAAUCGCCGCUUUGCCUUUGUUAGCAGCUCCAAGCACCGGUGCGUGGACAGCAGCGCCGCCUUCCGCGAAGGACUCGGUCAGGCGCUGUACGGCCAGCAGCGGCAGGUCACUACCGAAAGGAAUGCCAUGAUGACAGAAGUAACUGAGAUUAACGACAAACUGAUGAGAUUUUUUGAUCUCUGUGAAAAAUUUGUUAAAUGUAUAGAAGACAAUAAUACAGCUAUGCAUGAGGUGGAUGCCUUCAAGGAAGGUCCUGAAAUGAGGAAAAUAGUGGGGAACAUUGCAAAUACCUUAUGCCUACCAGUGAAUGACUUAAAUGCAGAUUUGGUUCAGGUGGCAUUUUUUACUUGCUCAUUUGGGCUGGCUGUAAAAGGUAUCACCUCUCCCUGGUGUUCACUCUUCAGUAAAGAGGAUGCCAAGGCGCUUGAAUAUCUGAAUGAUCUAAAACAGUACUGGAAGAGAGCUUAUGGGUAUGAUAUCAACAGUCGCUCCAGCUGCAUCCUUUUCCAGGAUAUCUUUAAACAUUUGGACCAGGCUGUUACGGAGAGUAAAAGUUCAAAGCCUAUUUCUUCUCCUGUGAUCCUCCAGUUUGGACAUGCAGAAACCCUUCAGCCACUUCUUGCUCUCAUGGGCUACUUCAAAGACAAGGAGCCUCUUAAAGCUCACAACUACCACAGGCAGAUGCAUCGUAAGUUUCGUAGUGGCUGCAUCGUCCCUUAUGCCUCAAACCUAUUGUUUGUGCUUUAUCAUUGUGAUCAAGCCACGUCUCCAGAGGAAGAGUACAAGAUUCAGAUACUACUCAAUGAGAACCUGCUGCAAUUUCCACACUCGGGAGAAACAGUGUCUUUGUACACCAACCUGAAAAACCACUAUAAAGAUCUCCUUGAAAAUUGCCACUUUUCCGAAGUGUGUGAUUUGCCAUCAAAUACUGCUGAAGUUGGUUAAUUGUAAAGUGGAUGAAGUAGAGAAAGGGUCAUGAAUGUUGUGUGGACAAGAUUUACUAUUGUACUUUAACCACCUUUUAAACUUGUUUUUGCAGUUCAAAAAUUCUACCAAAAUAGCUUUUUAAAAGACAUACAGAACAUCUCAAAACAUUCAGGCAAACUUUUAGAGUUGCUCUGUUCUUGGAAAAGAGCUGCUAUUUUUUUUUGAAUUAAGAAUUAUCCAGGUGUAAUCACAUGCUAUUUGGCAUGUAGUUUACUUCAUAUGUAUCUCAGUUAUUUAAUGUGAAUCAAAACAACUGCUUUACUUGAAUAUUCACUUGAAAAAAACAGCCUGAUAUGUAUACAAACAUCUCGUAUGUAUAAGCAUCUGUUAUUUUAGAUUCCAGGUGGUUUUCCUAGUCACAUGUUUUACAAAAAUAUUUCUGUUCUACAUAGAGCAUUUUUGAGACCUAGCACAAAUAGAAUAGACCUAUUGAAAUAAUGGAUUUUACUAACAAUUGAUUUUCAGUGGGUCUGUUCUGAGUAUGACUUAAAUGGAUACAACCCCAAAUUUGUAAAGCAGUAGGAGAUAGGUGACAGCUUAAAUCCAUUUUCAUAAUUCUGCUAUUUUAAAAAAAAACUGAGUAGCUUUUGCCCAGUAAUAAUGUGGUUCUGUGUCUGUAAAAAGAGGUGUAGUGAGUUUCUCAUGUGGGCAGAUGCCAUUCUGUGAUGGGCAUUCAGAUGUUCUGAUCACCUUCUGUGACACUUAAUAAUGAAGAGAAGGGGGUCACUGCUUUGAGUUCAGGGUCAAAAAGAACAAAGUACCAUUCAACAAGGGUGAAUGAGGCAUUCUGAACAUUAUAUGAUGCUUUAAUAUAAUUUCUGCAUACUCUCGCUUUCCCCUUUUAAAUCCAUUUUUGGGUGUGGUGUCCAUAUAUAAACUUAAUGUGAAGAUACCAGAUGUAUUUUGUCAGAAAAACAAUCAUGCAUUCAAGCAGGGAUUUAGUUCUUAAAAUUCAAAACAGUAUCAUCAUCUUGGCCUUUUUGGUCUGUUUCUACAUAGCUUUUAAAAAAAAUUAUUCCUAUGAGGCAUUCCAUGAAACUGGACUAAUUUUAGUUGGGGAACUAUCUUGGGUACAGUAUUGUUAAACAUUUUGAAGCGAACUUUUUUUAAUCAAGAGAUGCUACUGAAAAUGCUCUUAAGAAAAAUAACUGAAACCAUAAUGAAGAACAAAUAUUUUAAAAAGACAGAUGAUUAUAUACUGCAGUAUAUCUUUUAUGUUAAAUUGCUAAAAUGUAACAGAGUGCCAUACAACACCAUUUAGAAGAGAGCUCUUUCUGAAGGAAAACUUUUACUGACUGUUGUGGGGGUUAGUGGGAGAUGUCAAGUGAACAAAUUUGUAAGGAUAGCUGUUAAAAAGGAAGUUCAAUCUUACAGGAGAAUCAGUGGAGAUUUGCGGUUACCAUAACAAUUAAAUCAUUCUUGUACAAAAAUCUAUGCAAAAGAAAGGUCUUAUAGCUGUUUACAUUUUAAAGGUAUUUCAUCCUUAUUGCACAUAAAAUGUAUCAUUAAAGUUACUUUCAUACUACAGUAGUGCCCCUCUCAUACGGUGGGUUAGGUUCCAGACCCCCGCUGAAAAGCAAAAAUCGCUGAAAAGUGGAACACCGACAAUAAAAUGGUGCCCAACGCCCGAAAAACACCAAAAUAGCAGAACAAGCACCAUAUGAGUGGAGCCCUACUGUAAUUGAAAACCACUGUAUUAACGGAACGCCAAGAAACGGAACGCUGAAAAGCAGGGUCCUACUGUGUAUAAAAAUGAGUGUUGUAGGGUUGCUAAAUUGCUUACAGUGUAGACUUUUCUGAGCCUAUAACUCAGUUUUUCAUCUCAUCUACUGUCAUUUUAGUAACAUGCAUAUAUAACAUUUUUUGCUAUGUAUGAAGUGGGGAAAUGUUACAAUGGAGCUGUUUAACCUUUUUUUUAAAAAAAAAACCCUAAUCAUUCUGGGACUGACUGUAUGUUUGGUACAUUAUGGUUUCCUGUAUCUGAAAACUACACGUUCCUGUUACUGGAACUUUUGAAGGGAUUCAGAUACUUACAGAAGUAUCUGUACUGCUAACCUUUGUGAAUAUAUUCUCUCUCUGAAAUGAUGUGAAAGAGUAUUUUCACCUGUUAUGUUGUUGAGGUUAAACAUUAAAAUAAUCUUGGGCACUCCACUAAGGGGGUUGGGAGUGAUGUAAUGAUCACCAGUACAUGUUAUGUAAUGAUUACCAUUUUCCUUGCACCUGAAAUGUUUGGUUGAGUAAUACUGAUACAUGUGAUAAGCUGUCUAUAUAAUAAAAUGACAAAUGUAUUGGCA
Molecule: messenger RNA, 3896 nt
Organism: Rhineura floridana
Lineage: Eukaryota; Metazoa; Chordata; Lepidosauria; Squamata; Rhineuridae
Gene: MINPP1
Product: multiple inositol-polyphosphate phosphatase 1
Exons: 5
Coding region: 70-1560 (496 amino acids)
Molecular function (GO): inositol phosphate phosphatase activity; acid phosphatase activity
Source: RefSeq, a predicted model, not a curated record